UACCGGGCUGUCACUUCCACUUUCGAAUGUUCACCCAUCAAGAUGGAUCAAUCUUCUUUAGAUUCUAUAGCAAAUAGUUUAGACAUCAAAUACCAAGUCACAGAUAAUGUGGAUGCUAGGAAAACAUACAUAGCCAAAGUAAUACUAACAAAUACAGGUGAUAUUCCAUUACGCGCGGCUGGGAAAUGGGCCAUCUACUUCUGUCACAUCCGCAUGGUGGAGCCUCAGACACUUCCAGAUGCAGAUCAGAUCCGUAUGGAAAAGUAUGGAAUCAAGUUUUGCCAUAUCAAUGGAUGUCUGUUUACCUUGGAACCAUUAAGAUCUUUCAAAACCUUAAAUAAAGGUGAUAGUCUGGAGAUUGUAUUUACAGCUGAAUACUACUCGGUUGCUAGAUCCGAUAUGAUGCCUAAUUGGUACAUUACAUGCAAGGAUCUGCUGCCCAGGAUUAUACAGAGCACACAGGGAGAAGACCUCUCCUAUGUUUUACCAUUUGAUACUCCAGAAAGCUGGAAAAGACAUAAGUGGGACAAAUAUGAUCCAUUUACUCCAGAAGUAAGGUAUGAAAAAAACCAUGUGCAGGAUUUGGGCAAGGCUGGAUGUCUUGUGACCCCUACACCUCAUAGCCUUAUAGUAGUCAGUGAUAGGACAUUAGAUCUUUCCAAACAAUCUUGGUGCAUUAUGGCUGCUGAGGAUGUGAUGCAAGAGGCUGAGUUUCUUCAGGAAAAAUCUGAUUCAAUCAAAUUUGAUCUUCGAAACAACAAGGAGUUGAAACUUAACCAGAAACAUGUAAUUCUGUUGAAAAUUGGUCCAGUCACAGAAAAUGGGGACGGAUGCACAGGAAGAGCUAAUGAGGAUGCCUAUAAAUUAACAGUUCAACUAGAAGAAGAAGUGAUAGAGGUUAUUGGUAGUUCUGCUGUAGGAGUGUUUUAUGGUGUUCAGACCUUUCUUUCCCUGCUGGACAGAUGUGAGGUACCACAUGUUCACAUCCUAGACUAUCCAAGGUACCCCUACCGAGGAAUGCAUUUAGAUGUGUCGCGCAACUUUCAUAAAAAAGAGUCGGUGCUGAAACUGCUAGAUGUCAUGGCUAUGUACAAAAUGAACAAGUUCCAUUUUCAUCUAACAGAUGAUGAGGGUUGGCGUCUUGAAAUCCCAGGGUUGGAAGAACUGACCACAGUUGGAAGUCGCAGAGGCCAUGACCUUGAGGAGAAGACAUGUAUCUUACCCAUGUUAGGGUCAGGCCCUAACUUUGACACAUCAGGCUCUGGUUACUACUCAAUAGAUGAUUAUAAGGAAAUCCUCAAAUUUGCACAACAGCGUCACAUCGAGGUCAUUCCAGAGAUUGACAUGCCAGGUCACAGUCAUGCAGCAAUAAAGGCAAUGCAGGCCAGGUACUACAGGUUCCAGGAAGUCAAAGAUACCAAGUCAGCCAAAGAAUAUCUGCUUACUGACUUCCAUGACACUGAUAGUGUUACAACAUCUGUUCAAAUGUAUUCCGAAAAUUCUAUGAAUCCUGGUUUGGACUCUACAUAUAAAUUUGUUGAUAAAAUAGUGAAAGAAGUAAAAGAUAUGCAUGCUGAAAUCCAACCCUUGAAGACAUUCCACUUUGGGGGAGAUGAAGUACCAUAUAAAGCCUGGAAAAAGUCAUAUGCCUGCGAAAAGCUUAUUGAGGAUGGAGACGUGGAGUCCUUUGACAAGCUCAUGGAGUACUUUGUCAAGAGGCUUGCGGAAGUGGUGGCUAAGCAUGGUUUAUCACUUGGUGCCUGGCAGGAUGGUCUCAUCCACAGUGGAAUUACACCUGUGGAAAGGACAAAGUUUCCUAAUAAGGAGGUGCUGGCAUAUGCUUGGCAAAAUGUUUGGGAAUCUGGUCUGGCUGGAUUUGCCUAUAAACUUGCUAAUGCUGGUUAUAAGGUGGUGAUGUCACAGGCAACCCACUUGUAUUUCGACCAUCCAUAUGAACCAGACCCAGAGGAGGUAGGAUUGUACUGGGCCACCCGGUACAUAGAUACACGGAAAACAUUCAACUUUAUGCCUGACAAUAUCUUUGCCAAUGCUGAUGUUAAACUGACUGGUAAAGAGCUCUCCAAAGAGGAUGUUGAAAAAUGUAAUGAAGACAAUGAUGUACUGAUUGAAAAGCAAAAUGUGAUAGGUAUGCAAGGACAACUAUGGAGUGAACUUGUACGUACCUCUGAUGUCCUAGACUCAAUGAUCCAUCCACGUCUUCAGGCUUUGGCAGAACGAGCUUGGCACAAAGCAUCAUGGGAGGAAGUUGAUGAUGUAGCUAAACUGAAAAUGGACCAAACUGCGGAUUGGACAAAAUUUUCAAACUCUCUGGGAUACAGAGAGCUGCAGAGGCUGGAUAAAAUGGGUGUGACAUACCACAUCCCCCCACCAGGCGUGAGGGUUGAAGGUGACAAGUUACAUGUGGUAUCUGCCUACCCAGGCCUACCACUGUAUUACAGUACUGACAGUGGAACUACCUGGCAGGAUGUGAAGGACAGUAUCAAGGUCAACUCAGGACUCAAAGUACAUAUUGUGUGCAAAUCGGCGGACAGAUUGCGGUCUAGUCGGAGGGUUACACUAACUGUUCCAGAUGCACCUCUCUCCGAUGGCCAUUGAUGGAUAUGAGAUUGUGCUAACACAAUUCUAUAACAUAAUAAUUUUCAUCGGCCUUGAAUUCUGUUCAUAACAUUGUGCUGUAUUAGACCAUAUGUAAAAAGUUGCCCCCUGUACAACUAAAUAUAUUAAUGACACAAUUAUUUGUAUCAUAUUGAACUGGCUGUGUUUCUGAAGUUAUCAAAACUUUGUGCUGACCUCAAAUUGGACACAAUCCUCUGUGAUAGACAUACUUUGUCAUUUUAGACAAAAAUUGUGCUGGAUUCUCUCCAUGUAUCUGUUUGGUUGUGCUGACCAGUCUUGUACUAUACUAGUCCGAGGACCUCAAUUGUCAUAUAUAUCAUCUUGUGUAGAAAACUGUAUGAUUGUGUUUGCCAUGAAUAGUUUAGACUAAUGUAGUAAUAAUGAUACAUGUAUCAAGCUUCAGUUUUGAUAAAAAAUGGAUAAUACCUUGAUCAUAUUAUUGAAAUAACCAGACACAAAUUCUUCCCAUAUUAAAGCCUUGUUAAUUCAGUGAGUAAUUACCUCAUAACAUACAAUGUAAUCAAUAGGUGGAAAGACAAUUUAUUUCAUAGAUAAUCUUACCCUCCUGGAUAACAGAGAAAGAGUACCCACAGGGAUAACAGAAAAAGGCAUACCUUUAGAGAUUACAGAGAAAGUGUACCCACAGGGAUAACAGAAAGGGCAUACCUUUAGAGAUUACAGAGAAAGUGUACCCACAGGGAUAACAGAAAAAGGCAUACCUUUAGAGAUUACAGAGAAAGUGUACCCACAGGGAUAACAGAAAAGGCAUACCUUUAGAGAUUACAGAGAAAGUGUACCCACAGGGAUAACAGAAAAGGCAUACCUUUAGAGAUUACAGAGAAAGUGUACCCACAGGGAUAACAGAAAAGGCAUACCUUUAGAGAUUACAGAGAAAGUGUACCCACAGGGAUAACAGAAAGGGCAUACCUUUAGGGAUAACAGAGAAAGUGUACCCACAGGGAUAACAGAAAGGCAUACCUUUAGAGAUAACAGAGAAAGUGUACCCACAGGCAUAACAGAAAGACAUACCUUUAGAGAUUACAGAGAAAGUGUACCCACAGGGAUAACAGAAAAGGCAUACCUUUAGAGAUUACAGAGAAAGUGUACCCACAGGGAUAACAGAAAAGGCAUACCUUUAGAGAUUACAGAGAAAGUGUACCCACAGGGAUAACAGAAAGGGCAUACCUUUAGGGAUAACAGAGAAAGUGUACCCACAGGGAUAACAGAAAGACAUACCUUUAGAGAUUACAGAGAAAGUGUACCCACAGGGAUAACAGAAAGGGCAUACCUUUAGGGAUUACAGAGAUAGUGUACCCAUAGGGAUAACAGAAAGGCAUACCUUUAGGGAUUACAGAGAUAGUGUACCCACAGGGAUAACAGAAAGGCAUACCUUUAGAGAUUACAGAGAAAGUGUACCCACAGGGAUAACAGAAAGGCAUACCUUUAGAGAUUACAGAGAUAGUGUACCCACAGGGAUGACAGAAAAGGCAUACCUAUAGAGAUUACAGAGAAAGUGUACCCACAGGGAUAACAGAAAAGGCAUACCUUUAGAGAUUACAGAGAAAGUGUACCCACAGGGAUAACAGAAAAGGCAUACCUUUAGAGAUUACAGAGAUAGUGUACCCACAGGGAUGACAGAAAAGGCAUACCUUUAGAGAUUACAGAGAAAGUGUACCCACAGGUAUAACAGAAAAGGCAUACCUUUAGAGAUUACAGAGAUAGAGUACCUACAAGCUUAACAGGGAAAUGUCAAAGAAAUGUCAUUAUUGUGGGAUAACACAGAUAAAAGAGGAGAUGAUUGAUGUUUGAAUGACUGGUGUACAUAUUAGUCUAGGAAAUCAAAGGAAGAA
Ylistrum balloti is the source of this 4487-nucleotide messenger RNA. Its product is annotated as chitobiase-like. Gene Ontology annotation, biological process: carbohydrate metabolic process; ganglioside catabolic process; glycosaminoglycan metabolic process. Gene Ontology annotation, molecular function: beta-N-acetylhexosaminidase activity; polysaccharide binding. The coding region runs from base 43 to 2616 and encodes 857 amino acids. Lineage: Eukaryota; Metazoa; Mollusca; Bivalvia; Pectinida; Pectinidae. The transcript has 8 exons. The record is from RefSeq and is a predicted model, not a curated record. Gene Ontology annotation, cellular component: membrane.